AUGAGCUCAGAAAAAUCUCAGUAUCUGUACUGCUUACCUAGAACUGAUUUCAUAGCUUCCAAGGUAAGCCGUCCCAAAGACAAACUUGCUGGUAUCGGAGGGAGCGAGGCUGGGGCCUCCUGUCCCCCUGCAGGCUGGGUGUCCGGGCUCGCGGCCCGCACGCGGCGCCCGAGUGGAGGGUCCCGCCCCCGCGCCCCACGUGUCUUCCAGGCGCCCAGAGGCCAACGGUCCCCAGCCGCGGGCGCUGCAGCUCCGGCCGAGUCCGCAGACCUCGGGAGCGUCCGGAGGGCGAACCCCGCGGCAAGGCCCGCCCCGGCGGCCCCCAUGAGCAGCUCCCCCGGCAGGCCCCCGCCCGCGCCCUGCCCCCGGGGUCGCCGGAGCCCGCGGCCACCGCCGUCCCGGACUCCGGGCCCCGUUCAGUACGUCCAGUGGGGGCGGCCGGCACCCAGCACCCGCCUCCCCGAGCUGCGGCCCCGCCGGGACCCCGCCAAGCCCCAGCGGGGGAUCCCCGAGGCCUGCAGCCGCCCGGCCCGGCCCGGGGACACUGCCCCGCGGCGAGACCCCGCCUGCGCCGGGGAGGACUGCACGAAGCGGGGGCCGUGGCGAGCCGCGAACCCAGGAGGCACCUGGAGCCCGGUGACCAUCAGGACCGCCCCUCCCGAGCACCCCGAGAGCCCCUGGGGGUCCCCAGGAAUGCAAGCCCACCCCGCAGGCCACCCCGCCGCCCAGGAGCCCGCCGACCCCUGCACCCCGGAGACCCAGCUGACGGCGCUCGGCCCGGGCCGCAGGGGGAGCGCCACGAUGGGCGGGCCGCUGGGGGUGCAGGCCCCAGGCAGCAAGGGCGGCAGGCGGAACCCGCAGCCCCGGCCCUCCGCCUUCAAGCCGCUGACCAAAAACGGAGCGGUUGCGUCCUUCGUGCCCAGGCCAGGGCCUCUGAAGCCCAGCCUCGGCUCCUGGAGCCUCGGUGUCUUCGACGACGCGCGGCCUUUGGUGCUGGUGCAGCCCGCCCCGUCCGCGGUGUGGGCGCUCUGGGAGGCCAGGCCGCCGGCCUGCGGCAGCUGCGCCUCGGUCUCCGUCGCCCUCCAGGACGCCCAGUCCGCCGGCCCCUUCGGCCCCUGAGAAUCUCGGCCCUGCCCCCCCCACCUUCUGAGACUCAAGUCCCCGUAUCUACUUCCACCUGCUCAUCCUUGCUGUCCCCCAACAUGGGACGCUGACCCCGCGUUAUCAAGAAUCCCGCCCCGGCCCCGCCUGCAUGCCCACAAUCUUGCCUUCGCGCUCCCUGCCACCCCAGCAGCUGCUGAUUUCAGCUUUGCCCUGCUGGUCCUCUCCGCCUUGCCCUUCUUCAUGCCCUUCCUCUGAAAAGAGGCAUUUCAGGAAGGCUUGCUUUUUUCUCCAUGCCUUCCACUUUGGAUUGUUAGAUUGCCCAGGUUGUAUGGUUAAAUAUUUGAUCUUAUUAAAAACAUU
Sapajus apella (tufted capuchin) is the source of this 1464-nucleotide messenger RNA. RefSeq names its product POM121 transmembrane nucleoporin like 12 (gene POM121L12). NCBI's taxonomy places the organism in Eukaryota, Metazoa, Chordata, Mammalia, Primates, Cebidae. Bases 1 to 1119 code for a protein of 372 amino acids. The record is from RefSeq and is a predicted model, not a curated record. The transcript is spliced from 2 exons.